UGUUGAGCGAAGAAGAGCAGUAGCUAUGAUUGUUUGUGUUUCACUUGUACAAGUAUUCGUAGAGAAAAGUCUGGGCUGCUGCGUAACUUGGAUUCAAGUAUAAGUGUCCUUUAGCGAUUGGAGAAAUAUGUAAAACGCACUUUGUGGCCAGGAGUAUUCAAAUCGUCAUUUGUGGCAUAUCGACGUGGUCGAAAAUCAAUUAGAGAGGCAUAUGAAGAACGCUUCUCAGCAAUGGAUUCAAGAGAGGUGACAGUCCGUCGAGUUGUCAAUAUUGUUGAAAAGAGGAGCCAUAUGCCUCGGCCAGGGGUGGAGUAUGACAGAUGCUUUAAUGAUGACCAGUGGUAUGGUGGUCCUCGAAAUUACCCGGACACAAGAGAAUAUCAUGGCGAAGGAAGUUAUCCACCCAAUGAUCGUCGAUACUUUGAUGAAAAUCACAACUUUGGCAAUUUUCGCAGAAAUUCCUCAGCUCCACGAAAUGAGGGCCUCUACUCCCAACAGAGUUAUAGCAGAGAUGAUUUGAGGCAUCACUUAGGCUCAAGGAACAGUGGCAGAGCUGGUCCUUAUGUCCGUAACAGAGGUCGAGGCUUAGGCCCUCCUCUAAGAGAAGACCACGAUGACUACAGGAUCUCUCCGCCUGUAGUAAGCAAACGGGACCGCUCUCCUGGAAGGAGGGAAGCCCAACCACCAGUCCGCUCUGGAUCAAACACCAGCAACAGGAGCUUCUCCCCCGACAGGGACAAAGGCUACACCUACCAGCAGGUCCAGAAAAAGCAUAAGCCCAAUGCGCUGAUGAGCCACACUCCCAGCAGCUCUGUGGAGGGGUCUCCGCACAGCUCAGGAUCUUCAAAGGAAAAAACUCCUGCAUCUGUAGCGGAGACGGAGGAGGUGGUGGCUGCCAGCAUGGAGCCAAAGCUGACACUAGAGGUAGACUUCAAGGCUCGCCGGUUGGAGGCCAUUAAGGCUAAGGCUCUGGAAAUCGAGAAGGAUUACAGGCAGGACUGUGAGACUUUUCGCACAGUAGUGAAGAUGUUGGUGGCCAAGGAUCCCAGUUUGGAUAAUCUGCUGCAGACUCCACUGGAUGAGAACCUGUUGGAGAUCAAACAGCGCUGCCUAGAUGCCCUUAGGCACUUUGUGAAGGAGCUGGACGAGGUAUUAGAGCAGCCGGACACCUCAGUGGAAGCCACAAGUCACAAAACACUGAAGUGACAAUAUGCCUUAAAAUCUUAUUUUCGAAGUAAGUAGAAAAUUGUCUCAUUGGAUUGAAGAAUUUAACUAUUUUUACUUGUUUUAUUUUAAUUAAGUUCUUUAAUUGAUAAUAAAAUUUAUAUAUAUGUAUAUGUGUGUAUUUUAUUAGGGACAGGAAAUCGGGUGGCGGCAGUGGUGACACUUUUCCACUUGCUGAAACACAAACCACAAACAGGACUUAAGACUCAAUGAUAGCUUAAAUAAUUUUUAAAAUGGAUAUGUUGUGACAGUGAAAUACCUAUAGUAUUAUGAGCAAAAUACACCAGAAGAUACAGUUUUUAUGAAAGCCUGAACAAUUAAAAUGUGAAGCUUCAGCUGUGUUUUUACCAUGAACCAUGUUGUGGAAAAACUGUCAAAUAUUAUUACGUUCAGUCGAUCACAGAUGCCAUUUUAAAUUGAUAUAAAGUUAAAAAGAUAUAUUAAGUGUCUGGUCAUUCAACCAGCUAAAGGCUUGGUUUUAUUGAUGAAUCCUACUGAUAAAGUGCACUAGCAGAAAGAAUGACAGAGUCAAGUAAUGAAAGUUUCCUAUCGCAACCUUUUACUCAGUCUUUAGUGAUAUGUAGUGUAUUGUGCUUUCAGCAUCUGUAUUUAUUGCAGCUGAGGCUGCAAGUGCAACUAAUGCUAACUGUAACAUAGUAUUCUUGAACCAGUAUCGAAGAGUCCAGCCCUAUAUGAUAUUUUUCAGUGCAGCACUAUUUUUUACAGAAAAGACUAUGUGUAGAUCAUGCCUUUUUGUCCUACAUUUUUGUAGUUGUAGUCAAACAGCUUGUGAAUAUUAUCUUUUUGAUUUUCAGUUAAACAUUUGUAAAUAAAAGUUGAGGCUGUGAAUUAA
Siniperca chuatsi (mandarin fish) is the source of this 2077-nucleotide messenger RNA. Its product is annotated as periphilin-1-like. The coding region runs from base 232 to 1206 and encodes 324 amino acids. NCBI's taxonomy places the organism in Eukaryota, Metazoa, Chordata, Actinopteri, Centrarchiformes, Sinipercidae. The transcript has 9 exons. Gene Ontology annotation, biological process: protein localization to heterochromatin; negative regulation of gene expression, epigenetic; negative regulation of DNA-templated transcription. Gene Ontology annotation, cellular component: nucleoplasm. The record is from RefSeq and is a predicted model, not a curated record.